AUGCGAGGUCCGCGAAAAAAGUACAAGGAAAGCAGGCUUAAUGGUGUGGCGCAGGUGAACAGGGCGGGGUCGGCUGGGUGGUUCGCUGGGAUUGGUCGGCGCCGCCCAGCCGUGAGCACGCCUUCACCCUCUCACCCCCCGGGAGGAUCCCCUCACCCCCUCGCCCUCCACCCGCGGCCACCGGCUAUCGCCAGGCGACCACCUACCAGCCACCCGACACAAGCUAUGCCUGUGUCGUGA
Danaus chrysippus (African queen) is the source of this 240-nucleotide messenger RNA. Lineage: Eukaryota; Metazoa; Arthropoda; Insecta; Lepidoptera; Nymphalidae. The record is from the annotation of a GenBank genome assembly.